This is a messenger RNA of Heterobilharzia americana, 525 nucleotides long. The record is from the annotation of a GenBank genome assembly. NCBI's taxonomy places the organism in Eukaryota, Metazoa, Platyhelminthes, Trematoda, Strigeidida, Schistosomatidae.
AUGCGAGGUGGACCUCGUCAUUUCGGUACAGUAUUAUUCCAAUAUGGUCCUUUUAUACACUCAUCACACGGAAAGCGCUGGACAGAUCAUAUUCUCAAGUGGAAUCCUGAUAAUUAUUCACAAAUUCAAGAAGUACGUGUGCCAUAUAAGCAUAUAUGGACACCGGAUAUUGUGCUGUAUAACUACGCUGAUGAAAGAUUAAAAGAAAUGCGUGAUGCUAUGAUAAUCGUUCAACAUACUGGUGACCUUACAUGGAUUCCACCUGCCAUUUUCAAAUCUUCAUGUAAAAUUGAUAUAAAGUCAUUUCCGUUUGACGAACAAACCUGUCAUCUUAAAUUUGGUUCUUGGACAUAUGAUGGAAAUAAGUUAGAUGUUAAAUUUAUCAAUAAUGAAGCACAAGUCCUCCUCAGCGAUUAUACAGAAAGCAAUGAGUGGGAGAUAAUUGCCCGUCCAGCUCUAAGAAAUGUGAAGUCUUAUCCAUGUUGUCCAGAGUUUUAUCCUGAUUUAACAUUUUUCUUGUUGUAA